Molecule: messenger RNA, 3597 nt
Organism: Auxenochlorella protothecoides
Lineage: Eukaryota; Viridiplantae; Chlorophyta; Trebouxiophyceae; Chlorellales; Chlorellaceae
Product: Sucrose-phosphate synthase
Exons: 14
Coding region: 1-3597 (1198 amino acids)
Biological process (GO): sucrose metabolic process
Molecular function (GO): sucrose synthase activity
Source: RefSeq, a predicted model, not a curated record
AUGGCGACCGAGACCACACCCCAGAACGCCUGGGUGGAGAGUUAUCUCAAUGCCCUCCUCACGUACGGCCUGUCCUCCGAGUACGCCGGGGAGACCAAGACCGCGCAGUCCAAGAAGGCCCCCGAGUCGGAUAGGUCGACAUACAACAGAUUCUACGUGCAGAGCCUGCUGAACCUGAAUGAGGAAGCCCUCAGCGCCGCAUGGCUGAAGGUGCAUGGCAAGGGGGCCGCAUCUGUGACCAAGCACGGCAACGACAAGGACGCCCGCCUGCAGUACCUCUCCUGGCGCAUCUGGUUCAUGAAGAAAAAGCACGCCACCGUGGUGCGCUCCCGGCCGCAGGAGGUGGUGGAGGAGGACUCCGGCAUCCACUCCCCCGAGGAGCUGAGCGAGGACGAGGGGUCCGCCGCGGGCGCGGGCGCGGCGGGCGCGCCCGGCGGCGAGCCGCGCGCAGGGCGCCCCGCGCGCCGCUCCGCCUCCUCGGCCAAGCUGUCCAGCGCGGUGCCCUCCCCCUCCCCCGAGCCGCGGCCGCUGCCCAGCCAGACGGGAUGGCAGGCCGAGGGCGGCAGCGGCGCCGACCUCAAGGUCAAGGUGGGCCGCCGCCCCGGCGUGCACUUUGACACCGCGUUCGAGGAGUUCCACGCCGCGCCUUCGCCACUGCAGUCGGGCACCCCGCCCUUCGGCCCCGACUCCGGCGGCGUGUACGACAAGCUGUACAUCAUCCUCAUCUCCCUGCACGGCCUGGUCCGCGGCGAGCACAUGGAGCUGGGCCGCGACUCCGACACCGGCGGCCAAGUCAAGUACGUGGUAGAGCUGACCAAGGCCAUGGCCCUUCACCCCGCCGUGCACCGCGUGGAGCUGCUGACGCGGCAAAUCACCGACCCGGGCGUGGACGCAUCGUACAGCGUGGAGGAGGAGUGCCUGGCGCGAGGCGCGGGGGACACGGGCGGCGCCUUCAUCGUGCGCCUGCCCUGCGGCCCGCCCGACGAGUACGUGCGCAAGGAGCUGCUCUGGCCCCACGUGCGCGAGUUUGCGGACCGCGGCAUCGCGCACGCCGGGCGCCAGCUGGCGCGCAUGGCCGAGGGCGGGCGCCGCUGCGAGCUGUAUGCGGUGCACGGGCACUACGCCGACGCAGGGGAGGUGGCGGUGCUCAUGGCCAGCAGCCUGGACGCGCACAUGGUCAUGACGGGGCACUCCCUGGGGCGCAACAAGCUGGAGCACCUGCUGAAGGGCGGCGCCAUGACGCGGCGCGAGAUCGAGGAGGCCUAUGCCAUCGGACGGCGCAUCGAGGCGGAGGAGCGCGCGCUCGACACCGCGCUCAUGGUCUUCACCUCCACGCAGCAGGAGAUCGACGAGCAGUGGGGGCUGUACGACGGCUACUCCCCGGGUCUGGCCCGCGUGCUGCACUUCCGCCGCUCCUACGGCCGCCACAUGCCCCUGCUCAAGGUCUCGCCGCCGGGGCUGGACUUCAGCAACCUCAAGGUCACCAUCCCCGCCGACCCCGUGGUCAAAGAGUUCGAGGCCGCGCGCGCCGCCUUCGCCGAGCGCGAGCUCGCGCCCGCCGCGCCGGCGGCCCAGACCCAGGCUAGCGGUGACGCCGUUGCGGGGGGGGGGACGCCCCCUCCGUCCCCGGCGGCGCAGACCCCACGCGUGCCAGACACGCUGGACCCGCGCGUGGCGCUCAUCCCCGAGGGCCCGCGCAUCUGGCAGGACAUCGCGCGCUUCCUGCGCAACCCACUGAAGCCCGCCAUCCUGGCCAUGUCGCGCCCCGAUCCCAAGAAGAACCUGGUCACGCUAGUGCGCGCCUUUGGCGAGUCGCCCAUGCUGCGCGAGCUCAGCAACCUGGUGCUCAUCAUGGGCAAUCGCGACGACAUCGAGUCCAUGUCCACGGGGACGCAGAAGGUCCUGGUUCAGGUGCUCAAGCUCAUCGACAAGUACGACCUCCAUGGCAGCGUGGCGUACCCAAAGCAUCACACCCAGGCCGACAUCUCCGACAUCUACAAAUUUGCCACCUCCACGCGCGGCGUCUUCACCAACAUAGCCCUGCAGGAGCCCUUUGGCCUCACCGUCAUUGAGGCUGCCGCGCACGGCGCUCCCACCGUGGCCACGGCCAACGGCGGCCCCGUGGACAUCAUGGCCACGCUUCACCACGGCGUCACCGUGGACCCCACCGACACCCAGGCGGUCAUCGCGGCGCUGCUCAAGAUCCUGACCAACUCCCAGACCUGGGAUGAGAUGAGCAAGGCCGGGGUCAACAACAUCAUGGCCUACUCCUGGCCCUCCCAUGUCAAGCGCUACGUGGAGGCCCUGGAUGCGGAGGUCCGCUUUAUCAAGAGCUACAAGCGCCAUGACCGCACCAUGUCUGGCCUGCUGGACAGCCGGGUGGCGCUGAAGAGUGCACUGGAGGACAACGACGCCCACGUGAAGAAGCAGGAGACCACGGCCAUGGACCGCCACUUCAGCCUGCCGCAGCCCUCCCGCUCCAGCAAACUGCAUGGCCACGGGCCCAGCAACCUGCAGCCCAUCCGCCGCAACAUCAGCGGCAUCAGCACCGAUGACAUGGCACUGCUGCAGAGCCAUGGGGCAGAGGCACCCAAACCAAACAAGUCUCCCGCCGGCAUCGAGCGCGACCACCUGGUCUUCUUCAGCCUGGACCACGAGGCAUGUGUUGGUGACGUGGCGGCUGCCAUCCUCUCCCUCCAGAAGAAGGUGGAGGCCGCUGGCGCCAGCGUGGGGGCGGGCGUGCUCUCCAUGAUGGGCUUCGAGACCUCCAAGGCCCUCCUCCAGAGGGAAGGCGUGGACCUGGAGAGCAUCGACUUCAUGGUGUGCAACAGCGGCGCCGACACCUGGCACCGCGCAGACAACGGGGAGUGGGACGCCGACGAGGGGUAUCAAUCCCUGAUCGAGUUUGAGUGGGACCGGACCUCCUUGUACCGCACCCUGCGGAAGAUCGUGAGCCGCCCUGCGCCUGGCGACAACUCCAAGGCCCUGCCCAGACUCAAGGAGCUCCUGUACAAUGUGGUGGAGGCCCCCGAGGUGGGCGUCCACCCGCGCCACUUCUGCAUCGAGCUGGACCCGGAGACACAGUCCAUCCUGGCCGUGGGCAUGGGUCCGCGCGCCAAGGACACCAAGGGCGUGGCCCUGGCCGCCACCGUCACCGACCGCCUCAAGCGCCGCCUGCGCAGCAAGGGCUUCCGCGCCUCCUACACCCUGCAGAUGAUCCCUCGCGGCUCCAGCCACACCGCGGCACUGCACAUCACGCCCGUGAGGGCCAGCCGCGCGCUGGCGCUGCGCUUUCUUGCCCGCCUCUGGGGCAACGACCUGGAGAGCGUGACCGUGGUGGCCCUCGUGCCCUCCACGCGUGGCGAGGAGGCAAAGGCCAUGACGGUGUCCAGCCACACCAACGACCUGGCCGACCUUCUGGCCGGAAUGCAGCGGGCGGUGGUGGUGCCGGUGGAGUCCAAGGACAAGCUGCCCCAGGAUGAGCUCCUGGACCAGUUUGGCGUGGACCUCCAGCCCUGGGCCUCCUACGGCGACCGCGUGAGCGUGGAGGCACCGGACAGCUUCGCGGACACGCUGCUGGCCAAGCUGGCCAAGUAG